GUCUAUGAUACUAUCAAGAGUAUCGGAUAUAUUAUAGCCGAGUUUAGGUUGAAACUAUAAGGGGAAGCCUGUGCAGACCAAACACAACAUUCCUCCACGCAGUUUAAACAUGAGUCAAUACGGGAUGUCACAAAUUUUGUUCGGGCAUGUCAACGGGCAGGAGAUAACCGUUUCAUUCGAAUCCUGCAGGUUUAUACUGACGUACAUGAGUUAGGUUCGUUGUAUUGGUAGAUGAAGCGUUGUAUAUGGAGAGUUUCAGCAGGUCUUCCAUCUCACUAAUGUACUAACAUGAUGAAAAUGCUGUAUUCAACCGUUUUUCUAUCGUUGUUGUGGAUACACACAUCUGUGGAAGCUCACACAUGCAGAGGGAGGUGUGAUCUUGUUGUCAAUUAUGCAACAUGUCAGUGCGAUAAUAAAUGUAUCACUAAUGGAAAUUGCUGUCCAGACUUCUGGUCCACAUGUCUAGAUAUAAGAUUAACAGGCGGAAUCUCUCCGAAUGAAGGCCGAGUAGAGCUCGUGUUGGGUUCGGAAAGCAUCGGGUCGAUCUGCGAUGAAGGCUGGUCUAUAAUGGACGCUACAGUUGCCUGUAAUCAACUUGGUUAUCCUGGAGCAGCGCUAAGAACUAUGGGAGAAGUUUUUGGAUCGGGGAAUCUCCCUUUAAUUGCCUCAACAUUUCUGUGUAAUGGAGAUGAGGGUAAACUGACAGACUGUCGCUACACCAAAACCCGAGGCUUUUGUCCAUCUGGCGGUGGGGCUGGAGUCGUUUGCCAAAAGCCUGGUUACCAGGGUUGCUUCGGCCGUUCGUCUUCUUCCUUACUCCUGCGAGACAACCAUCUCUCUGAUAACCGAAUGACUGGCGACCUCUGCAUUCAACAUUGUGAUAAGGGCAAGUAUGAGCUGGCUGCCGUACGAGCUACUGACUGUACGUGUGGAUUAGGUAUACCAAUAGACAGCGACUAUUAUCACGACUACAGAUGUCGUAUGCCAUGUCCUGGCGACUCACGACAGGUCUGCGGAGGAUACACUGAGGGAAGACUAAUGGUCUAUAAGACUAAUACCGGGUUUUGUAGACACCCUGGAGAUCCCGCCAAUGGCAAACGACAAGAUGACUACUUCCGAUUCGGGGCAAAGGUCAAAUUUCGCUGCAACACAGGUUAUAAACUGUUAGGUAACACUACAAUACAGUGCAUACCACGUGAUCAGACUCAACGGCCAAUCAAGAGCCUGGCUUGGGAUGGUAUAGCACCUGUUUGUAUAGGAAAUGGAACAUCCAUCCAGAUGCCAGGCCCUUCAAAAGGAACAGGUGGCGUUAGAAACAUCAUCAUUGGCUUAGUAGUAGCCUUCCUCAUCAUUCUCAUUCUACUCAUUCUACUAACAAUAUGGAGGAUGAGGAGAAAGAUGAACAAAGAAGCACCACCUCCACCAGCCCCAAUGCCGGCCUUCAAUGACUCGCCACCCAAGUCUGACCACACGGUACAAGCCAACGCCGGUGCUCGCCCGGUCUAUGCCAUCCUCACACCCCGGUCAGACAGAGGAAGUAAUACAAGCAACGCGGAUAAAGGCGCCAAUAACAAAUUUGGUGGACAAAAUAAGAACUUUAACAAGUGCAUGCCAGCCGGAUACUCCAAUUCCGGUCAUGGGUAUUUCGCGACGAGUCGGGAAAAUUAUGUCAUGUCACCGACGAUAGAUUCACAUUCAGGCACAUCGGGAAAGGUGUUUUACUCAACUAAGAUCAAGAAUAACAUAGACUAUCAAUGUGAAUAAUAAUACCCUAACAUUCAAUAAUCGGUUUAAGAUAAAAUGAACAAAAGAAUUCCCGACUGAGUCAAUCGCCUGUGACAACGGAAAAAAAAAAUCCGAAAAAUGAGAGAACGCGUGUUUCAAAAGGAACAGAAUGUAGAGAGGGUUGAGAGAGAGAGAGAGAGAGAGAGAGAGAGAUAGAGAGAGAG
Strongylocentrotus purpuratus (purple sea urchin) is the source of this 1949-nucleotide messenger RNA. RefSeq names its product scavenger receptor cysteine-rich domain superfamily protein. Bases 289 to 1764 code for a protein of 491 amino acids. The transcript is spliced from 9 exons. The record is from RefSeq and is a predicted model, not a curated record. Gene Ontology annotation, cellular component: membrane. NCBI's taxonomy places the organism in Eukaryota, Metazoa, Echinodermata, Echinoidea, Camarodonta, Strongylocentrotidae.